This is a messenger RNA of Drosophila novamexicana, 1450 nucleotides long. RefSeq names its product lipid storage droplets surface-binding protein 1 (gene Lsd-1). Lineage: Eukaryota; Metazoa; Arthropoda; Insecta; Diptera; Drosophilidae. The record is from RefSeq and is a predicted model, not a curated record. The coding region runs from base 119 to 1348 and encodes 409 amino acids. Gene Ontology annotation, biological process: positive regulation of triglyceride storage; lipid storage. The transcript is spliced from 7 exons. Gene Ontology annotation, cellular component: cytosol; lipid droplet.
CGAAGCCCGUUUAAAAGGGACGUGCGCUCUUACAGUCUCUUGAAAACUUAACUUAAACCUAUUGCGGGACACUAAGGAAUAAUCCAAUACAUCAGUUUAUUUUGCCAAUCGCAAUCAGAUGGCAGCUGCAACAAUGGGGAGUGGGCUGCAUAUGGAAGCCAUUGAUCGCAUAACAUCGAUUCCUUUGGUGGAGUCGAGCGUUAAGCGUGUCGAGCACAUCUACGACAAAGUCAAGAACAACAAUCGCCUCUUCAGUUGGUACUUUGAGACAGCCGAGGCGACAAUUAGUGCCGCCUACGACACGGUCCAGCCCGCUGUCAAGCUCUUCGAGUUGCCCAUCAAGCGACUGGACAACAUGAUGUGCAAGAGCCUGGAUAUACUGGAGCAGCGCAUACCGUUGGUCUAUCUGCCGCCCGAGAUGAUGUAUUGGAAUACCAAGGAGUACAUGUCGGAUCAUCUGGUGCGGCCCGUGCUCAAGCGUGCGGAUUCAGUCAAACAAAUUGGAAAUGCGGUGCUCGAGAGUCCUCUGACAACAUACGCAGCGGAUCGUAUUGAUGGCGCCUUCACAGCUGGCGACAAAUUCGUUGACAAAUAUCUGGUGCCCAUACGCAUAGACCAGGAUCAGACGGACGCCGCGCCGCAUGAUGAUGAUAACGAGCCGCCGGCAGGCGCAGCGUCCGACGAAAGGGGCGCCAUUAAAGCAAUUCAUCACGGUCAACGCUUCUCUCGCAAGCUCAAACGCCGCCUCACACAAAGAACCCUCGCCGAGGCGCGGGCCCUCAAGAAACAAAGCAAAGAAGCGAUCCAUGUGCUCAUCUAUGCGGCCGAGUUGAUUGCCACAGAUCCAAAGCAGGCGAUGCAAAAGGCCAAAGAAUUGUGGGGCUACUUGAGUGCGGACGAGCCGGAAAAUCAAGCCCGACCCGUGACCCUGGAACAGUUGAUCGUGCUGCUGACACGCGAGUCGGCCAGAAGAGUCGUCCACCUGGUCAACUUCAGCGCCAAUGUUGCCUCAAAUAUACCCAAACAUUUGGCACACACAACCACGGAGGUUGUGCAUCACAUAAUAUACAUAAACAAUCGCAUUAUCACCAUAUCUCGCCUGGAUAAGUUCAAGAGCAUAUCCAAAGAGGAAGCCGAAUCUCUGUUGAAGCGCAUGGUCGCCUUCUAUGGCAACCUGCAGGGGCUCACCAAUGGUUAUCUGGAACGUGUUGCGAGCUUUCUGUCCGGACGGAUCGAAGCCGAGAAGGUGACGGGCAGCGAGAGCAAUUCGGUUAGCAGAUCCUCGAGGCGACGACAGGAGGCAAACAAUUUCUCGCCGGCACAUAAUAAUAUAAAUGGCGUCUAUUGAGAAAUCGAGUUUUUUAUUGCUGUCGUAUUUUUGUUUCUAAUCAUAGAGUUUUGCUUUUGCUUUCAUAUUCGUACUAGCUAAACAGUUUUAUUUGUUACAUAG